AUGCCCCCUCUCUCCAGUGCCAAAAGUAAAGACUCGAAGGCUUUGGAGAGCCUUGUUGAGCAGCUCAAAGCGCUCAGCGACGUGGCGGAAGCGAGAGGCGAUGCCUGUAAUGCUGGAAUGCGGGAGCUGUCCCAGAGGAAGAAGGAACUGUUUGAAUAUCAAAGGGAGCGUGAACAGAUAGGACAUAGUUCAGAGAAGCUGAAAACUAAAAGAGAAGCUGACGUGGAUGAUGACGAGAGCCGUGCUUCAAAGGGAGCAAAGCUGAAGAAACGAAGGGAUAAAGGAACUUCAAAGGAUGAACGACCUCUUGCAGUUGGAGCACACGGUGUGGCACGGCAAGAUGCCUUUGAACUGAGAACCGACGCUCACCUAAAGCGAAGCAGCAAAGACGCGGCAGGGGGCUCGUCGUCUCCAAGCAAGAAAGUUAAGAAUCCACCAUCUGCGGCCUCUUCUCUCUCGCCUCCUUCAAUGACCUCCCCCAAGCCCAGCGAACAGACAUCAAGGCCUGGAUCCGCAGGAUCUGCAGGAAGCAAUGACUCUCAUCAGCCAGAGCCUGCUCCCGCUAUACCUCAUUACCAGGUAUUCGGGCCGGACCCAUUAAGAUUCGAUGACCCCACGAUUUACCACAUUCGGGAGGUUACUCCUGGAAUGACGGAUGAUGCUAAAAAGGAGAUUUACUGCGUGGCAGGGUUUCCGCAAAGCGAUUUGAGCCAUAUGAUGGCAGGAACUAUCCCAGAUAAGGAUUUCAGCAACGCGAAGCCUACUAAUCAAGUCAGCGCCAAUACCUUUGCAACAUACAUUGAGCCAUACGUCCGGCCCUUGACUGAGGAGGAUAUUGCAUUUCUCAAAGAAAAGGGCGACCGUGUUACUCCUUUCCUCAUUCCCCGUCGUGGCAAGAAGCACUACUCUGAAAUAUGGGCUGACGAAGACGGUUCAAUAACCAUUGAAGCUUCUCAUCAAGAGCGCGAAAAAUUACCAUUGAAUCAAGGCCGUGGUAGCAUUGAACAGAUUAGCGAUGAUACCGCAGAGUCCGACCAAGUCUCGGCGCCACCGUUGAUUAGUCGCCUUUAUUCGUUGCUUCGCUUUGAACAUCGCACUCUACCAGAAGAGAAUACUGCGACACAGCCCGCAAAUCAUGAUGAAACAGCUCCUAACGGGAAUCCGAGCAAUGACAUGGUUAUGGAUAUAGAUCAGCCCAAUGGAGAGCCUGAAAAUAAACCGUUGAACUCUGCAACGGCUUUUCCAGAUGCAUCUCCGAACGGGUUUAAAGUCCCAGCGGCUAAGCUUGAUCAUUCUCAACUCGAUGAGCGCCUCAAAGCUGAAUUACGCUAUAUUGGGUUUUUGGGUCCCGAUGAAAACCCAGACUAUGAUGCUCAUUACGACGAUGAUGUCGCUGAGCGCCUUCGGUUUCUUCAAAGCGAGUUGAAAAAACAAAUGAUUGUAAAUGGCGCACGCAAAACCCGUCUCCUUGAAAUCGCCCGCGAGCGCCUAGCGUAUCAAGAGUACACCACUAUCCAUGAUGACCUUGACUCCCAAGUACAGCAAGCUUACCUUAAGCGGACUCGCACACUUGGUAAAAGCAAAAAGGGAUCACAGGCUAAACACCGUCCCGGCGGCGCGGGCGGAGGCAGCCACCCUGUCAAUGGACCUGGCGUCGGCCGACCUGGAAUCGGCGACUUGGCUCGUACGCUCAUGGACCGUCGAAAGCGGUGGGCGGAUUGUAUUGGGCCGGUCUUCAAAGAUUGUAAGACCACUGUUCCUGGAAAAGACGAGUCGGUCUGGGAUCCCAUGAUUAUGGCGGAAUUUGAAAAGGCAGAAAUCGAGGGAUGGGACGAAGAGCAAGAAUGA
Molecule: messenger RNA, 1848 nt
Organism: Uncinocarpus reesii 1704
Lineage: Eukaryota; Fungi; Ascomycota; Eurotiomycetes; Onygenales; Onygenaceae
Exons: 4
Coding region: 1-1848 (615 amino acids)
Biological process (GO): regulation of transcription by RNA polymerase II
Cellular component (GO): SAGA complex
Molecular function (GO): transcription coactivator activity
Source: RefSeq, a predicted model, not a curated record